AUGGUCUCGCGUUGUGUGUAUUUGGUGAUCUCUGCUCUCUACUUCCGAAGUUCAACUGCGAAGGAUCCGGAGCCAGGGUGGGAUAACAGCCUGCUGUCGCAAUGCCCACAUCAGGGGUCCAUGGUUUUUUCUGAGUAUGGCACGUUGUCAGGGGGGUUCCCAAUCGACACUACAGUCCCAGGCUCAAACUUUACGGACAUUUCUUUCACCAUGAUCGCAAGCUUGUAUGUUUUCGAGCCUGUCCCAGGGGGCUGGACAUGUUGGCUAGGGACUGCCACGACGUGGCCGCUUGUCAACAGCGGACAUUUGCACCUGUGUUUGACGAAUACAAAAUUGAAGCUCGGGUUUUUCAGCAACGAUCUCGAUGCCAACUAUGCUUUUCCAGCCGAGACUUGGGCAACAGUUUCUGCAGUCUAUGACGCGAGCAGCCAAACACAGCGUCUGUAUGUGGACGGUGCACUGGUGGGCACCAGGGGUACCUCAAAAGGCUUCAAAGGCCAGUCGACUCGCAAUGUCGAGAUCGGACGGGCGCACAAUAAUCCAACUAGCUUUCAAGGAAAGGGAGCGAUACGAAAUGUGGUCUUAUAUGCUUCAGCGAUUGAUGCAGCUGACCUUGAUGCCUGCGCAGCAGACCCGUCGAUGACAAUAACAUCCAGUACUGCUAGCACACAUACGCUGACUUCAACUUCGUCGGCAACGAUGAGUACAUCGUCCACGAGUUCGUCCUCAUCGACGAGAUCCUCCACGUUGACAACAUCCAGUACCUCUGGCACACAUACGCUGACCUCAACCACUUCGACAACGAAGAGCAAAUCGUCCACGAGUUCGUCCUCAUCAACGAGAUCCUCCACCUCCACGUUGACAACAUCCAGUACCUCUGGCGCGCAUACGCUGACCUCAACUACUUCGGCAACGAUGAGUACUUCGUCCACCAGUUCGUCUACGGUGAGUAUGUCCUCGACUUCCUCAAGUAGUACACUGUCGACGACAGGAUCACUUACAAGUUCAUCGUCCUCCAGCACCGUGACGACAACUAGCCAGGCCAACGUCACAUAUAUCGUGGAGACUACGCAGGAUCAGGCGUUGGCAGCAGCAGAAGCCCUCGUAGACGCCAGCCUCCAGCACAUCGGCGCCCUAGUCACUGUGCCAGGUGUCGGCCGAAGCAGCGCUUCGUCCUUCAGCGUGGAGGGCUUGGUGCCUGCUACGCCAAGGUAUGUUGUCGGACAGCUGGAUAAGAGUUUGCUGGCAGCUUUCCCAUUUCCACUGGUGAACCAUUCUGAAGAUGAUCAUCUAUACUUGACAUUUUCCAACUUCGAGGGGGUUCUGCAAGAAGGGGACAUUGUCAGGCUCGUGUCGGGGAGGAGAGCACGCUUGCUAGCCGAUGCGGUCGAUGUGUCUGUGGUCUUCUCCGGUGGACAGCACUGGCCGAUAAAUGUGAGCAUGGAGCAGCCAAUCUACGUUCGAGUGGCUCCAACUUUGACCGAGAACAACAGCAUGUGCGCCUUCCUCACGGAGUCCGGUUGGUCUAUGGAAGGAGUAAGACCAGCACUGCCAGAAGAACUGGCUGCAGCGAUGGGAGGCGAGUACCUGCCGGGGUUCUGGUGUGCAACGACACACCUGACGAUCUUUGCAGCGAUACUUGAGCUUGCAGUGGCUUGCACGAACAUCGAGGUGUUAUCAUCGCAGCUGUUGCCCAGACUGCUGGACACCAGCUGGCCCACUCGAGCGCCCGCUGUGCUCGUUCUUUCCACCGUGGCCUGCUGCGUGGUGAUCUUGCUGGCUGCAAAUGUUGCCGACCGGAGAGCACGUUUGCGGGACGUGUGGCGGCAGCAGAAUCUGCUUACAGCCAUCCCACCAUCUCGCGUGUCCUGCUGCCCAAGCCUCUGCAGAUGCCAGGGCAAGUCAAGCCAGGCUGGGAAAGAAUCACAGACAUCGGAGAGCAAAGACGCAGAUUCCACGGGACCACAGCAGCGGAUAGGAAAGAUGCUCAGUUCUCUUCAGCCUCGGAGUUGGGCACGGCGAAUGGGCAUCCGGGUCAUGGUAAAAGGAACAUUGCAGUCGCUCGCUCUGCUGCUCUGGGUGGACGAGCAAUCCUUGCAGACCCAUGUGUGGAAUGGACAGGGCUGGGUGCAGGGGAGCUUAGUCUUGGCAAAGUCAAAGCUGCUGGCAACAUGGACCGCGAAUCUCGAUGAGGAGCUUCCACGGCUUUAUGCUGCCUGGGGCUGUCGGCGCUGGCGACGGGCUGUCGUCUCCUUCUCUGCCUGCCAUCCCUUUCUGGGCAUCUUCCCGGUGUCCGUGCACCUGACUUCGGCCAAGCGCGCGAUGAUCUUCUCACACUUUCUUCUGGGUUCUUUGGCGAUGUCUUCACUGUUCAUCUCCGUCACUGGGGUCCUGGAUGUGACCAGCGACUUCGACUGCCCCGUCGAGGAUGACACGCUUCGGCUCUUACUCAUUGCAGCUGUGUCCAUGGUUCUGAACUCACUUCCUCGGCUCUUUUUCCAACAGCUCGGGUUCCGGUAUUUUGCUGAGGGCGCUGGCGAUGAAGGAAAGGUCAGGAAGAAGUGGAGAGAGUGGCUGGUGGCAGACGCGUUCUUUUGGCUCCUGUCCUUUGUCUGGCAAGCUGGCUACAUCCUCUUCCUUUGUGCCUUCUUAGCGAGUUUAGCUCCAGCAGAUGAAUCGAAAUGUCUCCUUUGUUUCGGCGCCAUUCUGGUUGCGAAGUUCUUCGCAUCUCCAUUUUCCAGGAUGUGCCUGCACUUUGUCUUCACAGAGAUCGCUGUUUGUUCAUUCCCGGAUCUCCUGCAGGUGCCUCCACCUGAGCUUGGAUUAGACCUCAUGGCUGCGCCACUCACCGACGAGGUGCUCUCCGCGGGCGAUGGAGAGGUUGCGCAGCAGAAGGUCGUCGAGCUGGCAAGUCGGGGUAUCCGAGUACGGCACCUCUUGGAGUUCUACGAAGAGAUACUGGGGCAAGAGUUCUUUGAUCCGGAGCGGUCUACUACCCAUGAUGUCGUCCGCCACGCCAUCAUUCCUAUGACGCUUCAGGGAAAGUUGCCCACGGAGGAAAAUCAAGAUGUUCCCACUGAGCACGGCGGGGUGACGAAGUUUGAGCGGUCGCAGCACGGGAUCGCCUAUGCAAGCCUGGUGAACCAGCUCAAGCCCGUUUUCGCCUUAAAAAUGGUGACCCACGCUUGGGGCAACGUUUUUCGCAACUUACUGGCCGCCGUGUUCGCAGAUGCGCUAGGGCAGGAGACCUAUGACAAGGUGCUACAUUUGCUCGAGGAGCCGGGUUUGAGGACCAUCCGCUUCCAGCUGGCGGCGUUGCACCAGUUAGACUACCCGUAUUGGAUCUGUGCAUUCUCGGUAAAUCAACAUGCUGGCAUUUGUGACAGAGCGCCGUCCCAUGACUCCUUGGGCCGCGAGAUCACGGCAUGCCCCUGCACGACACAAAAAUUUCUUACCGGCGAGCACUGUGAGAUGAAUAAGUUCGAUGACAUGAUCAACUACCUGCGGCAAAGCAAUGCAGCAGCUCGCAAGAGAGGCGAUGAGACUCAACGCUUCGGCCAGGUUGUGGCCAUUGACAUGGGGUUCGAGCUGUUCUCAAGGAUUUGGUGUGUGGCAGAGCUUGUGGAAGCGGAGAAGCUGCAUCUGCCGCAAGCACUGAAAAUGCAUUCCCAAAGCUCACGGGAACAAUGCGUGCAAAAACUGCACCAGCUCGACGUCCGCUCGGCACAAGCCAGCUUUGAAGCAGACCGUCAACUGGUCUUGGACAAGAUCCAAGAUGUCGACCUAUUCAAUGACAAGUUGCGCGACCUUUUGCUGACACGGCUCAAUGGCUUUUUGGUCGCAGAGCUCCUAGUCGGCCUUCUGAGUGUUGAGGAAUUGCUGGCCACCGUCCUCGACACGAUUUAG
Messenger RNA from Symbiodinium necroappetens, 3906 nucleotides. Lineage: Eukaryota; Dinophyceae; Suessiales; Symbiodiniaceae. The record is from the annotation of a GenBank genome assembly.